GCGCGGAAAAGAGCGGAAAAAACAUCCGGCAACCGAAAUCGCAAGUCGAUAGCGAAAUUCCAAAUCUCGCAUCUUGUUAAAACGCAUUGCAGCUGCUGAUUUUGAUUUCGAUUCACUCGUUGUUUAAGCACCAGCGAAUCGGAUGAGUAUGGAACCGACGGAGGACGCGGAUACUUCUUACGUGACGAUGGAGGAUGUGCUGAAGGAACAGGAAGAUCUAGAGGAGACCUCGCGUGCAGUACUGGGUGGUUCGGAUGAAAAGAAUUGCACCUACUCACAGGGCUACGUUGGUAGACAGGCACUGUACGCGUGCCUUACGUGCGUUCCGGAGGCCCGCGGCGAUGAGUCCAAGCGAUGUGCCAUCUGUCUGGCCUGUUCGCUCAAGUGCCACGAUAAUCACGAGCUGCUGGAGCUGUACACCAAGCGAAAGUUCCGUUGUGAUUGCGGCGGAAAGCGGAUGCCGGACGUGGAGUGUAAACUGGGACCGAAGAAGGAAGAGGACAACGCGUUGAACCGCUAUAAUCAGAACUUUUCCGGCGUGUACUGUGUCUGCCACCGGCCGUACCCCGAUCCCGAUACGGACGUGGCGGAUGAGAUGCUGCAGUGCAUCGUGUGCGAGGAUUGGUACCAUUUGCGCCACUUGGACGUAGAGCCGGAGAAGAAUGUGAAAAAUUAUGCGGAAAUGGUUUGCGGUGGAUGCAUGGAGAAGGUUCCCUUCCUAAAGCACUACGUCGAUAAAAUUGAAGAUCCCAACAAAACGUCCCUGGACGAUACGCUGCAGGUUGAUGUGACGGGACUGGAUGAUACCUCGGCCUCUGCAACGGUGGACGAGGAAAACGAGGAUGCUGGUCCGAGUGCAGCGAAGCAACCGCGUCUGGAUGAUUCAACGGUCUCAGAAACUCCACCAAAGAGCGCUGAAGCGGAAAAGAAACCUCCAAGCGAACCGAAAGUGGACAUUUGUACAAAGCCACCGUUCGAUGCCGAGGGUGCCGAGAAGGGUUAUAAGAAGGGAGCUUCGUUUUGGAUCGAAGGAUGGCGAAAGCAGCUGUGCCAGUGCCAGGGCUGUCUGGUCAUCUACAAAGAGCUUGACUGUGAGUAUCUGCUCGAUCCGAAGGACACCGUACAGUAUUACGAAGAUGUCGGAAAGCGGCGCCAAGCUAGGGUCGGUUCGUCGUACGAGCAGGGCAUGGAGAUGUUGAGUCAGCUCGAUCGUCAAACACAGGUCAGCAUGCUGACGGAGUACAACCGGAUGAAGGAACGGCUGCUGGAGUUUAUGGGACCGUUCGUGACGAGCCAGCAGGUUGUCACGCAGGACGAUAUUAACGAGUUCUUCGCCCGGCUGAAGAGAGAUCGGCGAGCGGAAGGUAGCGCUAGUGCUCCACCGCACUUUUGUCGCUAAAUCGCGUGACAUCCAGGUGGUGGUUCGCUCCUUAACAUUCAGUAUCUCACAAUUAUUCCUUAUCAAAUAAAAUAUAUAGAUAUGUACAUGGAUAACAUGA
This is a messenger RNA of Anopheles aquasalis, 1499 nucleotides long. RefSeq names its product putative E3 ubiquitin-protein ligase UBR7. Gene Ontology annotation, molecular function: ubiquitin protein ligase activity; zinc ion binding. NCBI's taxonomy places the organism in Eukaryota, Metazoa, Arthropoda, Insecta, Diptera, Culicidae. Gene Ontology annotation, cellular component: cytoplasm. The record is from RefSeq and is a predicted model, not a curated record.